Molecule: messenger RNA, 1434 nt
Organism: Boeremia exigua
Lineage: Eukaryota; Fungi; Ascomycota; Dothideomycetes; Pleosporales; Didymellaceae
Product: putative epoxide hydrolase 2
Exons: 6
Coding region: 247-1377 (376 amino acids)
Molecular function (GO): catalytic activity
Source: RefSeq, a predicted model, not a curated record
UGCCAAGCCCCCAUCAAAACUCACACAGGUGCGGUCCGGUCCGUGCGGAGAAAGUGUUGCCGGACCUGAGCAGCAUACGGGGCGUCAGUACACAAAGUGCUUCAUUUCCAGGGACACGCCUGACGCACGAGCUCGCGGCGCAAAUCAACUGGCUACUUUUGCAAAAACUACUAAAAGCCACACUCGGUCCCACUACAAUGAUGCUUUUCAGGACCAAACACAGCUCCUGUUCUCUUAAUCAUAAAUAUGAUUCCCACUCUCAAAGCUUGUCUCCUAAUAAAUAGCUUCACGCUUGCGUUAGGGGCGGUACUAAAGAGUCGUGCGGAGAAUACGACAUGUCAGUUCAACGUGAACCUGGAUACUGCGGAUAUUGCAAACACCAGUUAUGUGCACAUGAUGAAGAAUGCCAAACUUCCUGCUUCAGGAAGGACUUACCGCUACGCAAUUAAAGCCCCUCUCGAGAAAGAAAAGCCACACCUCUUGUUCCUUCACGGCUUCCCAGAGUCUUCGUAUAGUUGGAUAAAUCAGAUCGAAUACUUUACUAGGCGUGGCUAUGGUAUCAUAGCUCCAGACCUUCUAGGCACCGGUGGAACAGAUAAGCCCAUUGAACUGGAGGCUUACAAUCUAAAGACGAUGUCAGCUGAAGUGGCUGAACUGCUCGAUUGCGAAGGCAUUGAGAAGGUAGUUGCAGUUUCGCAUGACCUCGGAUCUUUCCUACUGUCCCGCUUACACACAUAUCAGUCCAAGUACCUUUCAGCUCUUGCUCUUCUAGAUAUCGGCUACAUAGGCCCUGGCGUAGAUCUGAACCAAAGCUACGUCGAAGCUUAUAACAGUAUAACACAAGCCGGACUCGGAUACCCUGUUCUUGGGUACUGGUACUACCAUAACGAACCAGACGCACACACCCUUAUGGAUGCAAACUUAAAUUCUAUGUACUCCCUGUACUAUACAUCCAACACAACGAAUUGGGUGGAACACUUCAACAAAGUCGGUAUGCUCCAAAAAUGGCUAGCAGCGGAUCAAACGGCGGAAUAUGGCAACGAGUUCAUCACCAACUCAACCCGAGAGCAAUGGGUAUCCAUCACUCGAGCACAGGGAGGUCUUGAGGCCCCUUUAAAAUGGUACAAAGCAUUCUUGCAAGGUAUCAACUCAGCAGAUGAGGACGACAUUCGAUCGACGUCGGGAAAAAUUGAGCAGCCUAGUCUCUUCAUCGCGGCGGAACAAGAUACAGUCGGUAUCCCAGCAGCCCAAUUGAGCGCCAUGCUGCCCUACGCCCCGGCAAUGCAGAUCAGAACCAUUGAUGCUGGACACUUUGUUCAUGUUGAGAAAGCUCGAGAGGUUAACGAGGUACUCUAUGAUUUCUUCCAGUCCCUGUGACAAUAAGAUUAUGUUUUGCUACAGAACUCUAGACCAGGUGCAGCAUUAGCGAACGGC